Messenger RNA from Labrus mixtus (cuckoo wrasse), 3724 nucleotides. RefSeq names its product ubiquitin domain containing 2 (gene ubtd2). NCBI's taxonomy places the organism in Eukaryota, Metazoa, Chordata, Actinopteri, Labriformes, Labridae. The record is from RefSeq and is a predicted model, not a curated record. Gene Ontology annotation, molecular function: protein binding. Bases 90 to 908 code for a protein of 272 amino acids. The transcript is spliced from 3 exons.
AGAGAGAGAGAGAGGGGCUAGUGGAUGUAGCUCUAGCUGUGGGCCGGGGGGGAGAGCUACCUAGCCCGGGCUGCUCUGCCGAAACAUCCAUGGGUGGCUGUGUCGGGAGCCACCACGACUCCUCGGGCAGCUUAAACGAGAACUCGGACGGCACUGGAGUGGCUCUAGGGCGUAACCAGCCCCUGAAGAGAGAGCGGCCUAAAUGGAAAAGUGACUACCCGAUGACUGAAGGCCAGCUGCGUAGCAAGAGAGAUGAGUUCUGGGAUACGGCGCCAGCAUUCGAGGGCCGGAAGGAGAUCUGGGAUGCGCUGCGGGCUGCGGCCAGCGCCUUUGAGAGCAACGACCACCUGCUAGCUCAGGCCAUCCUGGAUGGGGCGAGCAUCACACUGCCGCACGGAGCUCUGACUGAAUGCUACGAUGAGCUGGGGAAUCGAUACCAGCUGCCAGUCUACUGCCUCUCUCCUCCCGUCAACAUGAUCGAGGAGCACUCUGAAGAGCCCGACGGUUCAGAUCCAGACUCUGGUGCAGCGGAUCCGUCCACGGGCAGCGCCAGCGAUCAAGGCUCAGGAGGGGAGUGCCAGCUGAGGCUCCGGCUCUCAACGGGCCGCGACCUCCGGCUGGCUGUUCGUUCUUCGGACACAGUGGGCAUGAUGAAACGUCGUCUACAGAGUCAGGAGGGCGUUCCUUCUCCGACCCAACGCUGGUUUUUCUCAGGUCGGCCUCUGACAGACAGGCUGCGCUUGGACCAACUCAACAUCUCCAGGGACUAUGUGGUGCAGGUGAUCCUCAGCCAGCCGCCACCGCUGGAGCCGCUGUCAACAGCAGGACACACACUAGAGGGCCCCGGGCCGGUGGCAGAGGAGGGAGUGGCUGCACUGCCGCAGGAGCCCACGCCUGUGGAGAACUAACUCUGCUCAGUCUGGCUCCCCGGAGGCAGGAGUACCAACAGGCUUCCUGUUUAAAAGGAGGACAACAAGGGAGAAAAAAGGAUGAAAGAUGAUUCUGGCUUUUCUUUUUAGAUUAGUUCUCUUCCCUCCUCUUCUCUUCUCUCCUCCUCUUCAUCCCUCCUUUUCUCCUCUUCAUCCCUUCUCUUCAUCCCUCCUUUUCUCCUCUUCAUCCCUUCUCUUCAUCCCUCCUUUUCUCCUCUUCAUCCCUUCUCUUCUCUUGAUUUCUCUCCUCUCAGUCUUUCUUUGUUGGCUGUCUGCUGGAGAAAAAAGACUCUUGAAUUGAGGAAAAACUCUUCCUUUUGGUUUACAUGUCGAAAUUUUGACCUUUUUGAAGUAUUUUUAACUGUUCCUAUGGAAACCAAACAACAAAGCAGAACUUUGUCGGAUGGCUCAAAGGGUUUUCUUAAGAACACUGAUGAUCGAAUGUUUCUGUUUCUAUUCAAGUUCUGCUCUCUGGUAAAGCUUAGAAUUCUGUUUAUGGGGCGACAGGGUUUAACAAUUAUUUCACGACAUACACUUUCAACCUGGACAUCUUACAAAGAAAGAAAUAUAGAUACUCAACAAUCACUCUUAGUUAUACUGAACAUGAAUCAAAUCCAGGCCAUUUCCUCACUCAGGAUCAAUGUCGGUAUGCUAACAGCUGGAAAGAAAGGUUGGUGCUGUUAAGCAAACAGAUGUGUCCUCAGUGUGGUCACAUCAGAGGCAUGACAACGUUUUACCAAGCUUUACUUCACUCUGCUUCAACAAUCAGAGCAAUCAUGUAAUACACAUCAAUUAGUCAGCCUAUCUCUGUGUGUGUGCGUGUGUGUGUGUGUGCGUGUGUGUGUGUGUGUGUGUGUGUGUGGGUGGGUGUUCAUAUAAGUUUAAGACACAGCCACACAUAUUCAUGUGGGAAAAGGAUGGCACUUCAGAAACACAGUUGCAUAUUUUGAUUAAAAAUAGUAGGUUUUUAAUUAAAAUUGAUCAUUGUUUCUAUUCCUCUUGUCUCUGUCUCAAUGUGUCCUCAGUGUUUUCACGUCUUGUUGUUGAAGUAAUAUGAUGCAUUAUAUUCUCUGGCAUAACAUUGCAACUAACAUAUUUUACAGUCUUUCUGUUUGUGGCUCUAAAUCAAUGUUAAAGGACUUCAACUAAUCAGUGCUUGCAAUUUUUUUUAUCUCAGGUUUAUAAAGAAGAGACGUAUAAUGCAGUGCAAAUAUGAAUUGUUUUAACUAUAAUGUAUUUGAUUUUGAUGUUUAUACUAUUAUACUAUACACAUUUCACUUAAAAAGAUCAGGCUAAGGUGAUGAUUUUCCUAUUUCACAAACUGCUGAUUUGCCUUUUUGGUCUAAUCUUAUCUUUGCGCAGAGUUGUUACAUCGUCAUAUUUGAAAACUGGAGUCAUAUCUGAACAGCUAGCCUGGCUCUGUCCACAUGGAGAGUGUACGGCUAAGCCUACACGCCCCUCUAACUCUAAUCUAUGAACAUGUUAUGUCUUCUUUACUUUGUACACAAACUUUUAAUGACUUUAAUUUGUGGUUUCAUAAGGAGUUGUGUGUCUUGUCGCACCACAACUCAUAAACUCACUGCCCUGACAAGGAAUGAUUUCUACACAUAACAGUGAGCUUUAAAAGUGCCAGUAAGUUUUCUUUUCUUUCUUUACAUUAGGUCAGAGUUGUUUUCCCCUGCUGCCAGUGUCUAUGUUAAGCUGAUCCUAAAUAACCAGCAUUCUUUUCUCAAGCUGUAGGAAAUCUAGUUAGACAAUAUAGUAAAAUGUAGAAGAAUUAUUCAUAUUGGUCAUAGCUAAUUUAAAGGUCAGGCAUUAUUUACAACUCACAGUACAACAGCUUCCCUUUUCCUUAUGAUUUCCUAUUUCCUUAUUUAAAUGUCCUUAUUUUAUUCACUAAUUUCAACAAGACAGUAGUGGAAAACUCCCCAAAAAACACAGAUGAAAAAACGCCUUGUAGUUAGAAGAAGCCACCACAAGUAAGCUUGUUUUUUUUGACAGAAGUGCUGCCAACUGGCAUUUCCCCGCAGGGGAACAAUAAGUGAACGUCAUGCGGCCCGUAAUAGAAUGAGGAAGAAAACCUGCGUGCUACCUGCUGCUAUUUGUCAGUCACACAAAGGUGUGUAAAAAGCUUUUGAGUUUUUGAUGAAGAAUGAGAGUACUUGACAAGCCAGGAUGCUUUUAAUUUGAAAAGUCAGGCUGCAGAGGAAGUGGUAGAAUACUUUUUAUUUAUAAGAAAUAAAAAAAUCCAUUUAACAAGAGUCCUUAGGCAAGACAGCAGCACCAAAGGUUUCAAACACACACACACACAAAAACUAAAGAGCAACUAAAGCAAGAAUGUACAAUAGGCAAUAAAAUGAGCAGUGUUCAGCAUUAAAACGUGCAUACACUGGUGAAAUGAUCAUUAAUGCUGGUUUUUAACCUCCCGAGCUAAACAGUCAGGUGUAAUGUGACCCUGUAGCUCUGAGACCAAGAAGACAGAGCAAAUACUUUAAAACUCUUUUGCCCAAAAACAGCAGGUUUGUUGAAUUUCAUACACAAUGUGCCCAUGAGCCCAAAUGUCACAGCUAGUGGCAGUUUCAGACAUCAGUAAUUAAUAAUAAUAUGGUCAGUGUGGCAUUAAGUCAUCAGUCCUCUUAAAAAACUUAUUAUAUGCUUAGGGUUUUUUUUCCGGGAAAUACCUGUGUGUUCAUACCUGCAAUGAUGCAAGGUUGCAGACUCAAAAUGUAUUUCUCUCUGUUUUGCAAAAAGGGAUCAGUAUGACACAUAGAAUCACAUUAAAGAUGGGCAAAGUU